This is a messenger RNA of Pseudovirgaria hyperparasitica, 3494 nucleotides long. RefSeq lists its product as uncharacterized. The transcript has a single exon. Gene Ontology annotation, biological process: protein folding in endoplasmic reticulum. Gene Ontology annotation, cellular component: cytoplasm; membrane. Lineage: Eukaryota; Fungi; Ascomycota; Dothideomycetes; Acrospermales; Acrospermaceae. The record is from RefSeq and is a predicted model, not a curated record. Bases 327 to 3194 code for a protein of 955 amino acids.
UGAGACGUCUCUUUUGUUCUCGGUGGCUUGGCAUUCUCGUAUCUACAGUACGGGCGGCGGGCACCUGCCACUUGGGCAGGAAAGCUUUUUGAUGUUCGCGAAAUGCGCCUGUGGCGUCACACCUGAACCCACAACUUGACACCUUCACUAUUCGCAUGAUACUUCACACCUAUCAGCUAUCAGUCAGAACCAGGAACUUGAACUAUCUGCUUCUAUAUCUGAUACGGUCCAUGUGAAGCUCAGUCUUGUACUUCCAUGAUAUCAGCACCAUUUCUGGCCCGACAAAACGACUGCUUCUUGUCUUCUCGAAGGCAUGCCCUCGAGCAAUGAGAACCAAUGGCGCAUUCGCAUGGAUACUUGCCACGUCUUUUCUGCGGCUAGCUGGCUGCAGUGCUGUCAAUGAAGCUCAUGUCACACCAGUGACGACCACAGAAGAGCUUCAUUCUUCCACCGCGUCGCCGACUCCAGUUUCCUCCACCGUAGCUUCACCCAUAAGCUCACCAACACCUCCGGCAACUGCGCAAUAUCUGCAAAAACCCUAUACUACGUCGAGCUUGACACUGAAAUCGGCUUCUCUACCCUUUACGCCAUCGACAUGUCCAUCGAGGACCGUGAACUACCUCACACAUACUCUACCGCAACAAUGCCACAAGACAUCGAGAGCACCGCUUCCAGAGCCCCCAGAAGCUCAAGAUGAUAUGUACGAGGGGCCAUGGGCACUUACAAGACUACCCGAUCGAAGUCAAGUGGCAUACAGAAUACCACAGAAUCCUGAUGCGGGGCAUGCAACACAAACCGCCGCUCAAUCAAAGCCGGCGGUGGCCACGACACAUCCCACCAGCAUAGAAUCGAUCGUAGACACCGAUUCGCCCCUAGAUGACACCAACUUUCUUUCCUUCGAAGAAUGGAAAAGACAAAACCUGGCAAAAGCUGGCCAAUCACCGGAUAACAUCGGCGGUGGUCGCCAAGCUCCCGACGGCAGGAAACGCCCAGGUAUUAGCAAUGCUCUCGACAGUCUUGGUGAAGACGCUGAAAUAGAUCUUGAUUUCGGGUUUGGGCCGCCGGAGACUCGCGAUCUAGAGCGAUGGCGGUCGACCCAACCCAGCACGCAAGGCAAAGAGCGACCAAGUGAGGGAGCAGAAGUACCGAUGAGUGUAGGACGCAGUAAAGAUGCUGGAAAGACAUGCAAGGAACGCUUCAAUUAUGCCUCAUUUGACUGCGCAGCAAAUGUACUCAAAACAAACUCGCAGUCCAAGUCUUCCUCAUCAGUCUUGGUGGAAAACAAGGACAGCUAUAUGCUGAACGAAUGUAGAGCCGAGAACAAGUUCAUUAUCGUAGAGUUGUGCGACGAUAUACUGGUAGACACAGUCGUUCUUGCAAACUACGAAUUUUUCAGCUCCAUGUUCCGCACAUUCAGGGUGUCGGUGUCUGAUCGAUUUCCCGUGAAGAUGGAAGGAUGGAAAGUUCUUGGUAUAUUCGAGGCACGAAACAGUCGCGACAUUCAGGCUUUCUUAGUCGAACAACCUCUCAUAUGGGCACGUUAUCUUCGCGUAGAAUUUCUGACGCAGUACGGGAAUGAGUAUUACUGUCCCGUAAGUUUACUACGAGUCCAUGGUACAACUAUGAUGGAGGAGUACAAGAACGAGGAAGAUUUGUCCAGGGGCAAUUUUUACGAAGAUCCCUUAGAGGAGGCAGCCCAGGAGGGGGUUAUUUCAGGCGUUCCGCCAAUGGAGACUCCUCAGGAACCAUCGUCUGAGGUUGUCCAUUCGUCUGCAGUGGAGAUUAUGUCGCGUCUAGUCGAGAAAGACAACAGUAAUCCUGUCAAUACUAUGACAGUACCGUCCCUUACAGACACUUCAGCUCUUCCGAUGACCGGGAACGUAAGCGGACAGCCUUCACCCGGACCCGAUUCAAGCUCUGCGGGUCACAUGACUUCUUCAAUCGAUCAGGAGUCUGGGCAGAACGAUCAACAUCCUACCUCGUAUUCAUUGGUCUUUGUUAAUGGAACCUUGACAUCAGUAUGUAAUGAGCACACACCAGACGCGACCGUAGGGUCCUCGAAGGACGAUGCCACUGUUAUAGUUCAGCCUUCCAAUGAGGCCACGCCGUCGACGACACAGAUCAGUUCUGCAGAGAAAAUCUCGGACCCUAGCCACGUCCCUUCCGCUCCGCAGACAUCAUCUGCCACACCUGAAGAGCACUCAGUUUCGCCGUCUCCGCCUCAUGAUUCGAAUCAUGCAACCCGACAACAACAGCCACAAUCCCAACAACAGUCUCACGUUGGUCGCCCAUCCCCAACCGUACCCCCGACUCCGAACCCUACCACACAAGAGUCAGUUUUCAAAUCCAUACAGAAGCGCCUACAGCAGCUAGAAGCAAACUCAACCCUUUCACUUCAAUACAUCGAAGAACAGUCUCGAAUCCUCCGUGACGCCUUUGUCAAAGUCGAGAAAAGACAGCUCUCCAAAACCGAAUCAUUCUUGCAGACCCUGAAUGACACGGUCAUGACUGAACUCCGCGGAUUCCGUCAACAAUACGACCUUCUCUGGCAGUCCACGAUCCUCGAGCUUGAAGGCCAGCGUGAACAGCACGCUACAGAAGUGUUCGCCAUUUCUUCGCGUCUCAGUAUUCUCGCCGACGAACUAGUGUUUCAGAAACGUAUGGCUGUAGUGCAAAGCACGCUUCUCCUUCUGUGUCUUGGUCUCGUGCUAUUCGUUAGAUCAGGGAUUGCCGGCGGGCUGGAAGUACCAAUAUAUCAACAAGUGAGUAAUCUUAAGGAUCAAUGGCGCCCAAUGAGUCCACCCCAGGGCUGGAGCUCAAAGCUUCGUGCGACCAUGUCAGAGGUGCAUAUUCGUAGGAGUACGCCUACGAGUAGUAAUGCGCCUACUGACGACGAAGCGGAGCAUGACUCAGACAAAAUGCUUAGCCCGCAAAGCAGCCCAGAGAGUAACACCGGAGAAGUCGCCAAAGAAAGGGAGCAAAUGCCGGAAGUUCAAGUCGCGCCGCCGACGCCAGAGUCACCACCUGAGGUUUACAGAGAAAGCCAGAGCGGGCCGUCGACGCCCAGGGGGAGUAGAGACAAAGCCGUAAUGUGGCCUGCUGACGACACAGAUGAACAAGCAGAGAUUCCUUUCUCGCCUGUUUCGUCUGAUGAGGACGAGGACCAUGCUCACGAGCUUAUUAACGGCGUAUGAUUUGCAAGCAUAAUGCAUUGCGUCCAUGUUUUUGUUUUGUGUACACGACAUUACGACGGUCAAGUUUUGAUUUUGGUUGUUGUCAAGCAGUUUUGCGAUUGCGAAUGCAUAGUAUUGGCGUCUCCCCAGCGACUUGUUUGUUCAGCGUCAUAUCACGUUUAGAGGAAAGCUGUUUGGCGUUUUCUUGCCGUUAGACUGUAUGACUACGUAUAUCUGCUUAGCUACUCUACAUAUACAUACACAGACCUAUUUCAAUAUCGAUUUCUAGCAGGCUCGCUGCACUCUGAUAGAUACAUUAGU